AUGCAGUUGCUGCAGCAGCACAUUUGCAGCAACAGAUCUGCUGCUGCAGCUUUGCUGCCGCCGCAGCAGCACCCCCCUUCCCUCCCCCCCCUCACCAGCAGCAGCAGCAGCAGCAGCAGCAGCAGCAGCAGCAGCAGGAGCAGCAGCAGCAGCUCAGAGCCUGACUUGUGUUCUUUUUCUUUUCAGGAACUGAGCCAGCAGCAGCAGCUGCUGCAGCAACGACAGCAGCAACAACAGAAGCAACAGCAGCAGCAGCAGCAACAUCAGCAACAGCAGCAACACCAGCAGCAGCAGCAGCAGCAUCAGCAAGAGCAGCAACACCAGCAGCAACGCCAACAGCAGCAACACCAGCAGCAGCAGCAGCAUCAGCAACAGCAGCAACACCAACAGCAGCAACACCACCAGCAGCAUCAGCAACAACAGCAACACCAGCACCACCAGCAGCAUCAGCAACAGCAGCAACACCAAGAGCAGCAACACCAACAGCAGCAACACCACCAGCAGCAUCAGCAACACCAGCAGCAGCAGCAGCAGCAGCAGCAGCAGCACGAACCCUCGGUGCUACUAGGCGUCUGUGUGCUGCAGCAGAGUUCCAUUCGGGCCCCAAAGGCUGCAGCAGCUGCGCCUCGUGCUCUUCCUUUCGCAUGCAUUUAG
Eimeria mitis is the source of this 654-nucleotide messenger RNA. RefSeq lists its product as uncharacterized. The coding region runs from base 1 to 654 and encodes 217 amino acids. The record is from RefSeq and is a predicted model, not a curated record. The transcript is spliced from 3 exons. NCBI's taxonomy places the organism in Eukaryota, Apicomplexa, Conoidasida, Eucoccidiorida, Eimeriidae.